ACCGCCCCCGGGGGCGGGGCCGCGCUCUGGUACCGGCCGCUGCCUGGCGCCGACGCGCAGUGAGGCGGUGGCGGCGGCUCGCGCGGUCCCUGUGCCUAUGGCGGUCCGCGGCGGUGGCGGCGGGGCCGAGCGGCCCUACGAGCUGGUGGUCUUCGGGGCCUCGGGCUUCACCGGCCAGUUCGUGGUGGAGGAGGUGGCGCGGACGGCGGCCGAGGGCGAGCUGCGCGGCCCCCUGCGCUGGGCCGUGGCCGGGCGGAGCCGCGACAAGCUGCAGGCGGUGCUGGAGCGGGCGGCCGAGAGACUGGGGAAGGCGGCGCUCGGCGCGGAGGUCGGCGUGCUGCUGUGCGACGUGGGCGACGCAGACUCGCUGGCCGCCAUGGCGAGGCAGACCCGGCUGGUGCUCAACUGCGUGGGCCCGUAUAGAUUUUUUGGAGAACCUGUAGUAAAAGCUUGUGUUGAAAAUGGUGCAAGCUGCAUUGACAUCAGUGGAGAACCUCAGUUUCUGGAAGGGAUGUACCUGAAAUACAACGAAAAAGCUGCAGAAAAGAGAGUAUAUGUCAUUGGAAGCUGUGGCUUUGACUCUAUACCAGCAGAUAUGGGAGUACUGUACACCAGAGACAAGUUGAAAGGUACCUUAACAGCCGUCGAAAGUUUCUUGACAGUGAAAUCUGGACCUGAGGGAUCUUGUAUACAUGAUGGGACCUGGAAGUCAGUUGUUCAUGGCCUUGCAGAUCAAGACAAUCUGAAGAAGCUUCGAAAACAGAUAGGAUAUACCCCUGUUCCAGUAGUGGGUGCAAAACUUACCAGAAGAGGACUUGUGUUUUACAGUCAGGAAUUCAAACAGUACUCCAUUCCAUUCAUGGGAUCUGAUGUUUCUGUUGUGAAACGGUCUCAGCGUUAUUUGCACACACAGUUGCAGGAAACACCUGUACAGUAUGCUGCUUAUGCAAACGUGGGUGGUUUUGGCUCUGUUGUGAAGCUGAUGUUUGCUGGCAUUUUAUUUCUUCUUCUUGUGAAAUUUAGCUUUGGAAGAAAACUUCUGAUAAAAUACCCAGAAUUUUUCUCUGCUGGACGCUUCACAAAGAAAGGACCAACCCAGAAACAGAUGGAUGAAACCUCCUUUUCAAUGACCUUUUUUGGUGAGGGAUACAGUGAAGGGCAAGAUCCCCAGAAGGGCAAACCAAAUGUAAAGAUCUGUACCCAAGUGAAAGGGCCAGAGCCUGGCUAUAUUGCUACACCAAUUGCAAUGGUUCAAGCAGGUGUGGCUCUGCUGGAAGAUGCAGCUUGUCUGCCUGCACAAGGUGGUGUAUAUUCUCCAGGAGCUGCCUUCUCUAAAACAAAACUGAUUGAUCGUCUCAACAAACAUGGUAUGGAGUUCUCAGUUAUUACCAAGCCUGAAGUCUGAAGUCAAGCCCUAACUGCAUAAACUAACAUCUGGGUCUCAUUCCAAAAACCUCACUUGGAUGUUAAUGCCUAAUCAUAAAAUAAUGAGUUUAACUGUGCUGUUUUUUACAGCAAAAACAGAAGAAACAUUGAGUUAAUAGUAGUUGCUAUAGUGAGUUAACCUGUAAAGGGUACUGAGUUUUAAUUCAUGAACAUGUAAGUCAGUGAUUGAUCAAGUGUUAGUUCCAGAAUUUUGUUUAAUCUCCUUCAACUUAAGUUGCAGAACAGCAGCAUAAAUUUAAAAUUACUAAUGCAACCACUAUAGAAUCUACUUGACAAUUAACCACAGCCUUCUUCCCCCACCCCCAACUAUUUAAAGCAGGCAGGCCCUGGAUAACAAGUGCCUUAGCAGUUACUCUUCACACCUGUUUGGGAUAGGCACUGUUACUUAGUGUGGUGGUCUUAUUUUUAAAGCUUUAGCAUCCAUAGUGAAACAAAAGCAUAGUUUUAGUUUCUAGGAGUUUAAGGAGUCAUUUUUUUUCCAGGGUAUUUUAAAGAUCAGCUGACUAUACUGCUGUCUCAUUGUUUGUUGACUUUCAGCCUUACUAACUUUCCUUGAGUGAGCUGUACUAAAAAGAGAAAACAAAGAGGGUGGGGCUUGUCAGUAUGACCUUGUUGUAAUACAGAGCUAACUGAAGACCCAGUGCAGUUUCAUCCUGUCAAGGGAACAAAUCAUUCUAGUAGAGUAUAUUCAGUGUGCAAAGCAGCAUCAGGAAAACACAGUUGCAGUGUAACUAUUUCCAGUAGCAGACUUGACAAGGUAGUAACUGUAAGAAGUUAAUCUGGUGUUCUGAACUGUGCUGAAAGAAGCUCCGCAUUUGUUUGUAAAUACUAAAUUACCUCUUGUAAGUCUGUACCUGGCCAUUUGUAAUGUGGUUGAACAAUAACUUGCCUAGCAAAAAAAACUUUGUACACACAUGUACACGUAUUAUCAGAACAGUUCUGGUAACUUGCCCUUGCAGCUUGCUAAGAUCAGAGCACUGUUACAGACUAGGCAUUUCAGAAAUGCUAUAAAUUCAUUUUUAAUCUUAGCCCAAAUCAGAUGUAAGUAGUACUUUUUUUUAAAGGACUGAUGAAUGAUAAAUAAACAUGCUGAGGGAAUGGGUAAAAUAUUUGCUUUGGCUAUGAUGUAUAUACUGUGCUCAUUACAGAAUUUAAUGACAAGCUUAAAACCCACUUGUACUCAGAUGUGUUCUUAGAAGUGGCUCCUCAAGAUUUGCUAUAUGCUGUGUAUUCCCGCUUCUUCUUAACUAUAGCAGCAACAUCACUUUUAAGCUUGCAAAUGGUAGACUCAAGUUGUUUCCCAAAAUCGUUUAUCAGCUGUGACUGUCUCUCUGUAAAAAGACGUAGUAUCUGCAGAUUAUCUUCCUGCUAAAACAUAAUAAAAGGAAUGAGUUGGGAUCAA
Dromaius novaehollandiae (emu) is the source of this 2848-nucleotide messenger RNA. It is a transcript of the gene SCCPDH, whose product is annotated as saccharopine dehydrogenase (putative). Gene Ontology annotation, cellular component: lipid droplet; plasma membrane; mitochondrion. Bases 98 to 1405 code for a protein of 435 amino acids. The transcript has 12 exons. NCBI's taxonomy places the organism in Eukaryota, Metazoa, Chordata, Aves, Casuariiformes, Dromaiidae. The record is from RefSeq and is a predicted model, not a curated record. Gene Ontology annotation, biological process: glycolipid biosynthetic process.